Molecule: messenger RNA, 1350 nt
Organism: Symbiodinium sp. CCMP2592
Lineage: Eukaryota; Dinophyceae; Suessiales; Symbiodiniaceae
Source: the annotation of a GenBank genome assembly
AUGGCUCCCAUUGCAGCCUUUAUGUUUCCGAUGGCCAGUGGUCACACGAAUCCUUCGUUGCCGCUGGCGCGGCGGUUGGUCAAUUUGGGUUGGACAGUGUAUUUUUUAAGUUUUCCACCGUUCCGGAGGGCCGUGGAGGACACAGGAUCUACCUUUGUUGAUUCCCGGAGAUUUGUGACGCCAUCCAUGGACAUUAUCGGACUACACAGAACAGGUUCCGAUUGUGACAGUUUGGAUGCCUUCGACCCGAAUAAGUUCGGAUUGGUCUUGCGGAUGUGCAGUGCAAUCUAUGUGAGGCAUGCUGUGCCAGCAUUGUUGAAAUACUUCGAGGAAAUUUAUCCGGACCUGGUGGUGUAUUGCCCCCAUCUUUGUGCAUUUGCGCAUCUGGCAGCACGACGCUUGAAGAUUCGGAGCGUCAGCCUGCUGACCCUACCGGGACCCGGAAGCAUGGAGACGAUCGUGCAAACGGGAGGCUUGACUGGUGCUGAACUGUGCAAGUUGCUUGCCGAGAACUCCCCGCAGCUCGAGGCCAUUGAAGCUUUGAAAAAAGAUUUGGCGUUCCCGGAUUUGACAUUGAAUACAUCGCUGCCCCUGCAUGGAGACCAUUACUCGGAUCUCAACCUCGUAACAACCACAGAAGAUUUGGCGGAUGAGUGGGAGGAUGAUGCUGCUACGUAUGCUGCCCAGGGUAAGGCUUUUGCUUUCGUGGGCCCCUUGAUAGAUGUGGCUGGUGCAAAGCGAUGUGCAGGUUUCAAGAAGGAGGCGCAGGAGGAGCUUCUGCCAAAGAGGGCAGUGGACGGAGAGUUUCCCAUGGAUGUGGUGGAAAGCGCGGUUGCAGCAGGCCGUGGCAUCGUGCUGGUUUCAUUGGGCACUGUGAUAACUGGUGACAGCAGCAACCACGGAUGGAAAGCCACGGACGGCAGCUCCAUGACAGGGAAGCAACUGUGUCAAGCUGUGUUCAAGGCGGUGUUUGCGGAAUUGGGAGAUCCUGCAGAAGGUGGGAGUCAUGGCCUGCUUCUCGUCGUAGCAAUCGGCCCGCAGGCAGAUGCCUUGGAAGGCGUGCAGGUGCCUGGAAACGCCAUCUGCCGCAACGUCUUGCCGCAAGUGGACAUCCUUCGAUUGAAGCCCAGGGUUUUCGUCACCCAUGGGGGCCAGAACUCCUUCAUGGAAAGCAUGUUCGUUGGAACUCCACUUGUGGUGUGCCCUGGUUUCGCUGAUCAGCCAGCCAAUGGUGCCAAAGCGCAGGCAAUGAAGGUGGGCCUUUGCGUGGACAGGCCAGUCGGCUUCUUGCUGGGGGAAUCACACGGCCGCAUGGGACAUCUCCCAGAAGCUUCCCGCCCAGAGAUCUAA